AUGUGGACAUUGGACUACCCGGUCUGCUGUCUCCCAGUCUACUUCACAGACUACCCGGUCUACUGUCUCCCUGUCUACUUCACAGACUACCCGGUCUACUGUCUCCCUAUCUACUUCGCAGACUACCCGGUCUACUGCCUCCCUAUCUACUUCACAGACUACCCGGUCUACUGUUAUAUUCAUUUCUGUUUACCGGGCGUCCAGCCCGACUACCCGGUCCACUGUCUCCCUAACUACUUCACAGACUACCCGGUCUACUGUCUCCCUAUCUGCUUCACAGACUACCCGGUCUACUGUCUCCCUAUCUGCUUCACAGACUACCCGCUCAGAGAAGAUAUCACGUCAUCAGAACUUUCCGCUACUGCUGGAGUGGCCAAAUGCCUCUCCCAACUUGAUGCGAAGGAAUUAUCAGGGACAUCUCAAUCAGAAGAUGAUCACUUCCAGGUUUUGGUAACGUCAAGACCAAAGUUCAUGCGCUGCAAUGCUCUCCCUGGGGGCUCUCUGGAUCAGCAGGCUGACUUCACUACUAGAAAAAACUCAAGUAUUGUAUUUUCAAAUGGUCACACUUGGUUGCAGCAAAGGCGGUUGAGUGUUCUUACUAUGAGGAAGUUAGGCCUGGGGAAAACAGGCCUGGAAUCUCAAAUACAAACCGAGGUUGAGAGAUUUUUGGAGGAUCUUAGAAGUAAAAAAGGACAGCCAUUUGACCCAUCAAAGUACCUUAUACACUUUGUUGGCAAUGUGAUCUCUGCUUUAGUUUUUGGACAUGGUUUUUCCACUGAAGAUAACGAGGCUCUGGAAUUGCUUGAAACCAUGGACGUUAUUUCAAAUUUUUUAAUGACUUCCUCCCAUAUCAUUUAUGAAAUAUUUCCAUUUAUCAUGAAAUAUCUCCCAGGGCCUCAGCAGAAAGUCUUGUCUGCUGUGGAGCGUGUACUUGCUAUUAUAAAGAAGAAGAUCACAUACCACAAGGAAUACCAGAAUCUGCAUGAACCACAGGAUUUCAUUGAUUAUUAUUUGUUUCAAAUGGAGAAAAGCAAGGAUGAUCCAAAUUCUACUUAUGACGAAGACAACUUGCUACAUUGCGCUGGUGACCUCUUUAUUACUGGGACAGACACAACUAGUAGUACUCUGCAAUGGGCAUUGCUACUUAUGGCAACUCAUCUGGAUAUCCAAGACAAGGUCUACAAGGAGAUAGAAAACGUUUUGGAGCCAUCUCACUCCAUCUGUUAUGGAGAUCGGAAGAAUCUGCCUUACACCAAUGCUGUGAUUCAUGAGAUUAUACGAAGGAAAUUCGUCACAUACGCUGGAGUACCAAGAAAAUGUGUGAAGGAUUUUUACUUCAAUGGGUUUCUCAUUCCCAAGGGAGCUACGAUUUUACCAGACCUGCGCUCUGUUCUUUUUGAUCCUGAAGAAUGGGAGACACCUGAGAAAUUCAACCCCAACCAUUUUCUGGACAAAGAUGGACAUUUUGUCAGAAAAGAAGCAUUUAUGCCCUUUGGAGCAGGUGUUCGGAGCUGCUUGGGAGAACUCUUUGCAAGGAUUCAGAUUUUCAUUAUAUUCACCAGCCUACUGAGGGCAUUUAGAUUGCAACCCCCAGAAGGAGUGGAGAAACUCAGUGACAAACCAGUAAAUAGAGUAAUUAAUCAUCCCUCUCCUUUUAAGAUCUGCGCUGUUCCUCGCUCUGGAACACCAUAG
This is a messenger RNA of Thamnophis elegans (Western terrestrial garter snake), 1692 nucleotides long. Its product is annotated as cytochrome P450 2J5-like. The transcript is spliced from 13 exons. Gene Ontology annotation, molecular function: iron ion binding; heme binding; oxidoreductase activity, acting on paired donors, with incorporation or reduction of molecular oxygen, reduced flavin or flavoprotein as one donor, and incorporation of one atom of oxygen. Gene Ontology annotation, biological process: arachidonate metabolic process; xenobiotic metabolic process. Lineage: Eukaryota; Metazoa; Chordata; Lepidosauria; Squamata; Natricidae. The record is from RefSeq and is a predicted model, not a curated record. Bases 1 to 1692 code for a protein of 563 amino acids. Gene Ontology annotation, cellular component: cytoplasm; intracellular membrane-bounded organelle.